Messenger RNA from Triticum urartu, 8050 nucleotides. NCBI's taxonomy places the organism in Eukaryota, Viridiplantae, Streptophyta, Magnoliopsida, Poales, Poaceae. The record is from RefSeq and is a predicted model, not a curated record.
AUGACUUCCACAUGGUUUUCUCGGUUGGAUGAGAAUUCUAAGGAACGUGCUCGGGCUGAGAUAGCUGAUAUACAAAAGAUCAUUAAAGAGAUGCGGGCGGAAUUUAAAAAGCCCAUUACAGUUUUUCCCGCGCAUACUGUGCAACAUUCUGCGAAGGUAAUUUCCAAGGACACAUCCAUGGUGAAGAUAGAUGAUGUUAACGACGACAACGAGGCAAAGACAACACGUACUGGUUCUAAGGAGGACAAGGCUGAUGUUGACACGAUUUUGGUGGACGAUGUUGUACCAUUGAGUGGGUUGAAUAUGCAACUCAAGAGGGUACAUGAUGAAGCUUGCAAAACAGUUGACAAGGGUCAGCGGUGGAGUUUAUUUCAGACUCAGUGUAUGAUUAAAGGCAAAGCAUGCAAGUUGAUGAUUGAUGGUGGUAGCUGUACUAAUGGCAUAAGCAAGGCAAUGGUGGCAUCAUUGGGGUUGUCCACAUGGCGUAUUCCUGAACCUAAGCAUCUUGAGUGGUUGAAUAGUUGUGGUAUGUUGAAGGUUACUCAUAAAGUGCGUGUGCCAUUUACAGUUGGUGACUAUGUUGAUGUGGUAGAAUGUGAUGUGUUGUCAUUGGAGGUGUGUGGGCUGUUACUUGGACGUCCAUGGCAGUAUGAUCGCAAUGUUACACAUGCUGGGAGAGCAAAUGCAUAUUCUUUUGUGCAUGAUGGAAAACAACAGACUUUGAAGCCUAUGAAGGAUGAUCAAAUAAAGUCUAAUGUGGAGCUGGUGGUACACAAGGAGAGGUUGUGCAAGGCUAAGCCGCCAGGGUUAGCUAAGCUGCAGCAUGAGGAGCAUGAUGCACAGAGCGACAUUGUUGAUAUUGCUUCAGCUAUACCUGUAGAUGACAAGCAUGUUGUUCUUGUUAGUGACAAGCCAGUUGAAGUGCAGCCUCUUUCUGAUGAGAGGAAGGAUGUUGCAGCAUGUGUUACAAUUCCAGUUUGUGUUGACACAGGUGUUCAGACUGAUGAUAUUUGUGCUGAUCAUAUCCCAGUGCAUGAGGUGCUUCGGAGCGACAAGCGCAGUUUUGUUAGCACACUUGCGAGGCGUUUUGUUGGAGCAGCAGUGCGGAUGCACAAAGGCAAGGAUGGACAUGUUCGUCAGUUGUGUGGCCCAGGCAUUACUCAUCUUUUGCAGGGUAGUGCAAAGCAGGUUCAUGUUCAGAAACAAAGGGCUCCAACAAAGGUGGACAAGAAGAAGGUGGUGGCGCCUAUGCCCAGGCGUGUGUGGAGAAGAAAGGCACCCACAGCUGAACCAAGUCGAGCAGACCAAGAGGGGGGAUUUGGAGUGGUAGGCAGGCGAGACUUGAAGAUGGCGAAGACGCGUGAUGCUUUUGUUGAUAUCACUCCACCCUUUCCAGUAGACCCUCACAUGUUGAGGACAACACUUUUUGAAGGGGGGAAGAUGAUAUGGGCACGACGGAGGAGGUGAAGCCCAAUUUCAGGACUCCGCCAAGCUAGGCGUGUCAUUGUUAUUUUUAAUAAUUAGAUUUUUAAUAAUUGUGAGUUUUGGCCUGGUUUUGGGUCUGUCCAACCAAGUCAGGUCGAGGCUAGACUGGGCGCCUCACCCCUCCAUAUAAGGAGUUGGGGCGCAUUAGGUUUAGGGGGUGGAGAAUUUUAGUCGAAAACUAUCGAGUUGUGUUUCCUUGGUGAAGCAUCCCUUUGGGGACGGCGAUGCCGUUUAUCUAAUAAAGAUUGCUGCGAAGGUUCUUGUGUUCAGCAAGGAUUAUCGUGCUUUGGUUUGAGGCAUGGUGAUCUUCAUCACGUUGCUUGCUGGAUUUGUUUCCUCAUCUUCAGGUUACGCGGAUUACUCCCGUGAUUAGAAGUUUUCCUAUUUUAUUGUCUUGCGGUGAAAGAUCGGGCAAAAACUAUAGGAUCAUCACGUUGAUCCUUAUUACCUUCUCCCAUAUUUGCUUGCUUGCUCCCUGCCUGCUCCACCAAGCGGACAAACUCAAGCCUAUGGGGAACAAGAAAAACGAUGAAUAGAUCGAUUUAACUGGUAGCAAACGAACUAAUUUUCUUGGUGGUGAGGGCUCACGAAUUGGGGAGGAUAAAAGCACCUGCUCCACGGUGGCUCCCAGACGACGCAGCGCUCACGGCAGCCCGUGCUCUAGCUCACCUCCUUGUCGAGCCUGUCACUGCCGCUGGUUUCCCCCGCGCCACCUCCUCUUCCUCUUUUCUGGUCUCCCCCGUGCCACCUCCUCUUCCUUUUUUCCUCCAGCGGCGGCGCAGUCCCCCCGUGACUUCUUGGUGGUGAGCGCUCAUGAUUGGGGAGGAGAAGAGGAGCCCGUGGCUUCUUGGUGGUGAGCGCUCACGGAUUGGGGAGGAGAAGAGGAGCGGCGGACUGGGAGGGGGAGGAGAGGAGGCGGCGGACUGGGGAGGAGGAGGAGAGGAGGCGGUGGAUUGGGGAGGAGGAGAGGAGGCGGGGAUUGGGAGGAUUGGGGUGAGAGGAGGCUGUCGAUAGGCUAGGGUUUUCACCGUGUUUGCCUGUACGUGAAAUUACUAAAAUGCCCUUGGCAGGCCACCAAAUUUAUAGUGAUGAUAGCAGCACUAUUCAUAGCGAUUUAGGGACAACGUGGCUGGCUUCGUCUGGCCUAGCACUUCUUGAACGUUUAUAUGUUCAAUGGCAUCAGAGGAAACGGACAGAACACGCCUGAGUCCCGCUCGACCUCAUGACAUGCGCGCCACGGCAGUCUAGGGUUUGGCCGCUGCCGCCCCUGCCUCUACUGCUUACUCCGGCGACACUCCACAUCCGGCAGGUAUAGUUUUCCCUCCUCCCUCACCCCCCCCCCUCUCAUCCCAUGGUGGUGGCCGGCCGGCGGUCCGACGGCUCCGGCGCCGAUCACCGGCCCUUCUCCUCCAUACUCCUACCUCCCUCCUCCCUCCCUUUGCCCCCUAUGGUGGAGGUCAGGUCGUCCCGUGCCUCCUCAAUCUGGUGUCCGUGAGGGACGGGGCAGGUCCGAUCGUCCGCCGGCGCCGGUGAACUGGGACUCCUUCCUCCUCUCUCCUCCCUCCACCCUCCAUCACUCAUCCCCAUCCAUCCUCUUCUAAAAAAAUUCUCUGAUCAUGCAUAUUCCUGUUUUCUGUUUUUUGUGAUUUGAUGGUUAAUAGUCAUAGAUUGUAGUAUGUUAUUACAGUAUCAUUAGUACUUGUUGCAUAUUGCUACUCUCUACGCAUUUUCAAGAUUAUGUAUGAAUGGAUUGGCCAGGAAUGGCCCAAUUUUUGUCAUGGUUUAUAUCUUUUGCUACGUAAUUGCUUGAUGCGCAUAUUGAUCGGUCAUUGGCCAGUAGUACCAAGGUUAAAGUUUUUUAUAGAUGUGAUGCCGAUGAUGAGUAUGUACUUCCAGUGCUAUGACUGGAGGUGGCACGAACACAAGCAGACCCGGUUGAAGAUGAGGGGAACGAAGACAGCAUGACAAUAUUCAUAGUAGAAUAGCUCAUGCUUGUCUAGCAAUGGCAACAUAAGUUUAGCUAUGUUGAUGGAGGUCAUCCUCAUGUGAACCAUACUGUGUUUUGUAUGAUGCAUGUCUUUGUAAUAAUAUUAUGGGAACACUAUCUAUUUAAAUGUAUGCAACAUCAAAGUAUAGUUGUUCAAUUGUGUAUGUGUUAGCUAUAAAUCGCUUACAUUGUCAUAUUUUUUCUGUGUAAAAUGAUUGUCCGAUUUCCUACAAAUGUACAUGUCACUACUUUAAAUUAGUAUAUAAACAUAUUCACUCAAGUGCCAAGGCAUUACAGACGAUUCACAACCAAAUCUGCAGUUUUAUGGUUGUUUUAACCAAACAGCCUCUAGCUUGUCUACAGUGGCAUUUUCACAGCAGCUCAACCCAUUAAGCUACGCGUGAAGGGCGGCCAACCAGUUAUGCCACGUGGCGUAAGUGGUUGGCCGCGGCAUGUAAUCUUUUGAAUUUUUUUAGAUGAAGGCGUGAAUUGUUUUUUAAAAGAGGUGAGAACCUCUGGUAUUUUCUAAAUGAAGGGUUGAUAGACUGCAGUGGUAAUUUUUUUCCUUUUUUACUUUGUGAAGGUGAGGAUUUUUCUAAUAUGGUUUUUUAGAUGCAAGGACUCUAUGUAUCUUUUUAAAAUAGAAACAUGCACAUACUGUCCUCUCAAGCAGCGGCGCCACAAAUGACGCUCACUUUAAACAUAGGAGAUAUUUUUUGGAAGAGACGCACAUACAUCUUAUAAGUGCACCUAAAAACAGAUUAGGAGGGAUUUGAUUUUAGAGUUUUGUGUCGUGCUCAUGGCAGCAACUAGAUGCUUUGCGUUUUGGCUCUCGGGUCCAGGUGGUCCUGAUAUCUGGGCCGUCCAGAUGAGCUCUGGGAUUUGUGCGAGGCAUUAUUAAAUUCGAUAUACCGUACAGAAUAAGAGGGGAAUACACAGUGGCGGGCCUUGUACGUACGAUGUCAGAUGACGGGCGGCACCGUCUGUGGAGUCGCCGUUAACGACGGGCAAAAUGAAUGCAUCCCCGUCCACCAGCUUCGGCCCCUGUUUUCAGCGAAAGAUGAUCGAGCCGAGUAAAAAUUAGAGCCGGAGGGCGGCGUCGGUGGCGGCUACAUCGGCGGCAUUCUCGCACACUGAUUCCCUGCUCGCAUCACCGGACGUGGUCUCCGAUUACUGCUGGCGCAGCCGUGGCGAUGGAUUUUCCCGUCGCUCCGAUGGACAGGUUGCCCAUAUUCCCGGAUGAGGCGGCUAGCGCGGCGGCCCUAAUUGAAUUGAUUGGUGGGGCUGGUCGUGCGGAAAAGGAAUUAACCAACGGAUCUGGCGGGGCGGUGGUCGGAGGAUUUGGGCGCAGCUCAGCUGGGCAGUUCGGGGGUGGUGCUAUGUGCGGCGAGGAAACAAGUGUGGCUGCCGGCGGCCCUGCCGUGUCAAUGCAAACGCCGUUGACCAGGGUGGCGUUGAAGCACAUUUUGAUGGAGAUCAGGGCGCUGUGAUUCAAGAUCGAACAGGAAGUGGCGAUGGAGGCUCUGCACAAUCGACUGGCAAGGUGGAUCCCCAAGCCCCUGGAUGGACUAAGAGUUUGUUAUGCUGGCUAGUGAAUUGUCAGUUUGAUAAAACCAUUGUUUGGGGACUUUUUGCUGACGGCGGAGAGAGCUGCGGCACUGAGGCCUUCUGUUGGUGGCCGGGUAUCAAGCAUGACCAAGCUAGCAAUGGCGACGGACUUUCCCGUACACCAAUAGACAGUGUUAGAGUUGGAAAACACCUGCCGAACGCCUUGUCCGGAAAAGAGUUGGCGCCCUACCGCAGACGAUCCGCGGAUACACGAACAACCUCGGUGGUCAUUUAGUGGAAACUGAGAGUGUGUUGACAUUCGACUCUCUCGAAGAAGAUUGGGAGCACGGAUUUGGGAUAAGAUAUGGGAAAAGCAGGCUCAAUGCUGGGAAGACCAAGUGUAUGCAGGAAGUUGUCUGCAGGUGCUCUGGGAAGCCAAUAAAAGAAAACGGCAGGGCUUGCCGUUGUGAGUGCCUGGCUAUGAUCAGAUUGCUUCGGACACACGACAACGGGUGGUACAUAACCGAACACAGGGUGAAUCACAACCACUCGCUGACACCUACAUGUGGCGAGAAGGUGAAUUGGCCGGCCCACAUCAAAUUGAUGUCUACAUGAAGGAUCUGGUAAAACAGUUAUAAAUAAUAGCAAGUUUUUGCGGGUAGACACAUUGGCUGGCAUUUGUGCCCCUGAGAAGAAGUGAAAUGCAGGACAGCCGACAAACAGCUGUGAUAAAGCACCAUAUGAGGAGUUGAGUAUGAGAACUACAUUUUGCAGCAUCUGCAGAGGUAAGAGGCAUAAGAAGACCACCCGUCGACAGAGAGAUGAUUUGCCGAAACAACCAAGGAAGGAAGCAAAAUGCAGUAACUGUGGUGCAGCGGGACACAGGAAAAAUAAUUGCACGAACCCUGAAGGUGUUAAGCUGCAAAUUGGGCCUGCAUGGCUAGGGAUAGCAGAUUUAAGACUCAAUUUGCAAACAAACAAAUGUUUUAUGAUUGAGGCAAGCUUGUGUGGGCAGGCUGUGCAUAUAUCCCAGCUAGUGGUCGAGUUGCUCUAUAAAAGUGCAGAUCCAUUAGCUGGGUCUCUCUCUGAGGCCAUUUUCAAUCGUGUGUGGAACCAAUUUGAAGAAAAGGAUAUCGUUGGGAGAGGGGGUGGCGCAGCAGUGUUGCCAGGAGGAAGAUGGCUCCAUCCAUCAGCUGGUCGAGCUCCGGUGUCCUCACGUCAGGAUUGGCUUGGAGUGCUGACAACGAAGCAUUCUACAUGGUAUGCACCCAGAUCCGCUUCAUCUGCUGGGAUAUAUCUAGGUUUGGACCUAUUGCAAAUUGUUGAUCUUCAAUCUGUUGCAUUAAUACUGGGAGGGGUCAGUUGAUGGUGUCUUCAGCCAUGGCCUUGACCCUUGAGGGGGAGAACGUUGUCGGUGGACCAGACCUGCAAGCAAACCAUCUAUCCGACCAGAACGGGGAAGCUGCAGCCGACUCCAGAGAGGAUGGUGACCACGGCAUAGAGCCAUAGAGGUUGUGGCAGAGCUUGAUCCCGACGCCGACCAUCUGCUUGGCGAGGCAGGGCAGCCUGUUCUGUAAGAAUAUGACGAGUUUGUGAUGGUUUGGUAAGCUGACGAAGAUUCAGAGGGUGAAGAAGAAGUGGCAAGCCACAAGCGUCCCCGCCUGUGCUAGACGCUAAAUCAAGUCAAUGGACCAGUUGGCUAGAACUAGAAAUUAAGUGCGUAUAUUUUGUGUUUACGCCUCUGUGUAUUUUGCUGAAAGCUUAGUGUGUCCAUUGCUGGGAGGAACUGUCUCUAAAUUAGUUGUUAUUUUUUAGGGGAGAUUAUAGUUGUUAUUAUUGUAGAGUAGUAGCCGACGUGAGUGUGGACUAAUGUUUAGGCCCUGUUUGGUUCUAAAUAAGUCACCAACUUAUAAGUCGAAAAGUGUAAAAAGUGAUUUAUUUUGUCAAACGGACCCAACUUAUAAGUCACCCCAACUUAUAAGUCAUAAGUUGCUCCACCCCAACUUAAAACUUAUAAGUCACCCUUUUGCAUGGGUCCCACAAUCUUUAUAUAAAAAAACAAGGUAGAAAGGUGUGCUCAGAUGACUUAUAAGUCAGAUGGUAACCAAACAGGCGUGAUUUAUAAGUCACUGAUUUUAAGUCACUUGACUUAUAAAUCAAAUGACUUAUUAAAACAGGCUCUUAACGGAAUCAAUAACUCCCGAACGAGCCAGGUUUUAGCAAAUCCUCCCGCGGAGCGUUCAGGAUGAUUCUGGGCCGCCCGAACGAGUUUCAUUGUUUUCCCCCUCCCCCUGGACACCACUCCCCCACUCUUCUUUUUCGUUGCCGGAUUUGAAGACGGCCGGCCAAAUCAGGCCGCCGGGACGGCGCGCUGUGCUGGAGAUGUGUUGGGCCGGCUGCGUGUGGCCCAGGCGAGCGGCGGAUUGGUGCAGCGUCGAGCGGGACGAGCAGGCGAGCUCCUGCUGGAUGCAGAGGAAGCAGAGGUCGGCGUCAGUGGACUUGGCGAAGGGCGCCGCGACGAAGGCGAGUUCGGGAGGGCGUGGAGGAGCGGAUCCGGCGCAGGGAGACUGUUCCCGGCGGCGGCGAUGGAUCUGGAGGACAGUGGAGCUCCAUGGCGGAGGCGUUCGGGCCGGCGCGGCGGAGAUGGCCGACCAAAUCAUGGUAAAGCGCGGCCACCUGGAGGCGACGGCCACGGUCGCGUGUUCUUCGAGCUCAGCGUCCAUGGGCGACGAGACCCUCCUCCUCGUCUUCUCCGUCCUAUUGGACGCCGCCGACCUCGUCUGAUGCGCGGCCGCCGGGAGGCGACGACGCCAUCCUGCACUGUGGCGCCCUUCACGACCAUAAGCUGCUCAUGGGCAACGGGCACAUCCUCCUCGUCUUCUUCGGCCGCUCAAGUGCCGCAUUUGAAUAUAGUCUUAGUGAACAGGUUCAACUUUUUGUGUCACUAGCUCAGCACUGAUGGUGAUUCGAUUUUUUUAAGCCCAGUCCAUAUGUUGCAAUUUUUGUGUGAUUCAUUUUCUCAGUCGUUCA